AUUUCAUUUAUUUGAAAUGCUGUUUAGUUCAAAAUGUUGUCUUAAUAUGGCAGAUUGAUUUGGAACCAAAGGAGUUCGGAUUAGACAAAGUUUACUGUGUAAUGUGAUGCAGCGUUUUGAUAAUUUAAAAAUGCUAUUUUUUUUUGUCGUUGAUUUAUUAUUGAAGGCACAUUGCUACGGAGUUAAUUCUCCUUGCUCUCAUCAGUUGCUGUCCACGAUGUAUGAAGGAGAACAUGUGACCUGGUUUUCCUUGAUUUCAUUGGACGGUAUAACCCUCUCCAUCAUCAAUGAAGUUUAUGAGGAAGUUGCUCUGGUCAGCUUGACCAGUCUACCGGCCAGCUGGGAAAUUGAGGUCAAAAACAAGUGGAAGAUGUUGGAGGACAUCACCUUGGUAACUUGGCUGGAGGACCAAUGGAAGAACGGUGUGGAUCAGGCCAGCUGGGAUACCAGGAUAGAGGUGGAUUUUAAAAACAUGAGAAUGACAAAACCUUACAUUGGAGACCUGAGAAGAGUUGCCUACCCUGGGCUGUAUUUUCAGCAUAGGAUGUCAGAACACCAGACUCUAUUACAUGCUCGAGUAUACAAAAUACAGAUUGAUAAUCAGUUGUUAGAUGCCUACCACCAGACUGUGUUAAGUUGUGUUCCUACGCCAGCCUACCUCGUCAAGAAAAAAGGACCCAAACCCUGUAUAGAAUUCGGGAUGAUUAGACGAGUUGUACCUGAAAAUAAUGUUGAUACAUUUAGACAGUUUCAGUUGAUCCUUCAGGAGCUAAGAUUGGCCGUAGACUGGGGUUUUAUUGAAUCUAUUCAGGAUACAUUCGCUGAUCUUAUGCCAACUGAAGCUACUGAAAGUGCUAAAUUACAAUCGGACAUUCUGGUUGCUCAGCGCCCUCUACAGGAAGUAGCCGAAGUUAUGGUUGAGAAACGGCCACAUAGAAUUUUCUUUGAGAUGUUCAAGAUUUCUCCAAUCAAGGUCCAUGUGAGUUUCUCUCUGCGGGGAACCCCCCACCUGACUCGGGAUGUCCAGCCAAGUGUAGCGUCUGACAUCAAGGGAUUCCUCCGGAAUUCUAUUGGAGCGACCUUCACUGAGGUCAAAGACAUUGAGCUCAAGCUGGGUUUCUUUGAGCAGCGAGGUGUCCUCCUAUCCUCACUACAGAUGCAGACCCAGGCUCUCUCUCACUACCGCCAGCAGCUGAUGCUGCAGAUCUAUGUGGUUAUUUUUGGUCUAGAUGUUCUAGGAAACCCCUACGGCCUCAUCAAGGACAUCACAGAAGGACUAGGGGAGCUAUUCUAUGAACCUCUGCUGGACACAAUACAAGGAGAGGAUGCCUUCACCAGUAACAUGGUCAGGGGAUUUGAGAAUGCUAUGGGUCAUAUCGUAGGAGGUACAGCUAACUCUGUUGCCAGGAUUACAGGAACUCUGGGGAACACACUGGCUUACUUAUCCAUGGAUGACGAGUUCCAAAAGAGAAGAGUGCGUCGGUUACAGCAGCAGCCCCGGAAUCUCCCACACAGCAUGGCUAUGGCGGGGAAGGGGUUCCUGUCGGGGAUGAAGUUUGGUCUCCUGGGGGUGGUGCUAGAUCCUGUACAUGGUGCCUCUGAGGAGGGUGUUGAGGGGUUCUUUAAGGGGAUCGGUAAGGGGUUACUGGGACUGGUCACUCAGCCCCUGGGGGGUGUGAUGGACAUGGUCAGUCUGGCCUUUGAUGGAGUCCGCAGGUCUGCUGAGAAUGAUGUAGUAGCCAUAAGAAUGAGAUUACCCAGGUUUAUUAACCCUUACCAUGGUUUAGAGCCCUACUCGUGGUACAGGGCCCAGGGUAACUUUAUCCUACACAGACUCCGGGAUGAGCAGCGAUCCUCCGGGAUCUUUGUAGACUUCGCUCCUCUGAGUUAUGAUGACAGAGCAGAUCUCCUCUUUAUCACUGACAGAACAAUUUUGAGCUUGUCAAAGAAUCGGUUUUCCCCUGGGUAUGACGUGAAGUGGGAAGUAGAACGGGAGAGGAUUAUGGGAAUUCCAGAGGUGACAGAAAAUAAAAUAGUCCUUACUCUGAAGGACAAAAAGGGUUCAUUAUUCUCUGGGAGUACAAUAGAGAUCUCUAGUCCUAACCCUGAAAUACUGAGGUGGAUCCAGGAUCGCAUGGAGCGUAUUGUCAGACAACAGAUCUAAGCAGUUGUCAAAAAGUGCUGUGGAUUUAUUUGACAUGAACAAAAGAGAUUGAUGUUUGGCUGUGAUUUUUAGAAAUUGUAUAUUGACUGCAAAUUCCAGUAGCAUAAUAGCUGAGUGUUUGUUGUUUUGACAUCUCAUAUUUCACUUUUUUGCUGUAUGUUGAUGAUGGGUUAGCUAUUCUUGUUGCCAUAAGUACACUGUGUAAUAUAAAUAUUAAAACAUUAUGUUUUAAGGGAAGUCCUUGGUUUAUAAACAGGACAUGCUUAACAUCAUAAAAAUUAUAACAUGUAGUCAAUUUAUUGUGAUAUACACUCAAUGUGCAAUACCUUUUAACAGCAUUUUACAGUUGUUUUUUGUUUACCUUGUAUGUAUGUGUUUAUGACAUUCCAGGAUAACAUGUCCUUUUUGUCUAUUAGAAGUAUUCAUUAAUUGUAUAUUGUGGUACACACCCUCCCAAAUAUAGGACUUUGAGUAGUAAUGAUCACAGGUAGUUUAAAUUCAUUUAUUUCCAAGUUUAUAGUCACAUACAAUAAACUAGCCAGUUGCAUAUCUAUGAAAUAAAAAUUAACUGACUUGGAAAGGGGAAUAUAUUUAACUAAAAUGCUGCAUUCUUCUGGGAAGAUACUAUUAAUAAUUAUUUUUUCUGAAUUGUAAAGAUCGGGAAUUGAAAUUAAGGUCAUUUUCCAGUGGGAAAGUACAGCACUGUCCUAAAUAUAGCUGAGAUUAAUGUAUUUAAUUUUAAAACCAAAUGCUAGGACUAUACAGUUCAAUUUCAUUAAUACCCCAAACUCUGAUAUCUUGAAUAUACCAUUAAUAUUCAGAAGUGAUUAUUAUGAAGUCCAACCCACUUGUUCUUUAAAAAUUUAACCCUCGAAUCCUUGGAUAUCUUGAUUUUUUUCCCUCCAGUUGAGUUGAAAAAACUUUUUAGUUAAUGAGGUUUCAAUGCUUGCACAUGUGUUGAUCUGUCAAUAGGAGCAAAUGGAACAAAUGAUAAUGACUAGAUUUUCUGUGAUAUAUGUAUACAGUGCUGUUUUUAUAGGUUUCACAGAUAAAGGAUUUUUCAUGAUUACCUUAUAUAAACACAAUGAUUUUAAUGCAUUAUCAUUUUGUAUAUAAGUUAAAUAUAAAUUCAUAUUAAAAAUCAGGCUGAUAUUUUUUGCAAAAGAUAUUUCUUCUCUUAUUAUAAACAUUUCCAGUUAUUGAACAUAUUAAACUCUAACUUUAAACAAGAUAAAAUUAUAUUUUUCAUUUAAAAAAAGAUUGUACACACUGUGUUGUUACUCAUUAGUACAUUUAUCUAGAAUACUUGACAUUCAGAUUAUAUUGCACUUCGUUAUUUUCAUGUUAAACGUACAAGACUACUGUUUUAUACAAAUUGCACUUUAACCUGUACAUUUUGGAAUUGACCUGAUGAAGUAAUUCAGACUUUCCCAUCAUUUAUUAAAAUAAACUGGAAUAUGUAUUUAGCAAAUUUGAAGGAUUUGUUGUUUUGCACUUUACUGGUCUAAUGUUUAGUGCGUGUAGAACCGAGAUUUGGGUAUUUAAUGAUCAUUAUUAAACAUUUACCAUUUAUAUAUUUGGUUCAUUGGUUAAGAUUUUUUUCUACUUUGUUUACAAUGAUUUGUUAGCCAGAGAGAAUUAUGUUGUUAUUUACUUUAAUUAUUAUUGCUUUGUUAAUAAAGAAACACGUAUUUAGA
This is a messenger RNA of Saccostrea cuccullata (small rock oyster), 3861 nucleotides long. Its product is annotated as intermembrane lipid transfer protein VPS13C-like. Lineage: Eukaryota; Metazoa; Mollusca; Bivalvia; Ostreida; Ostreidae. The transcript has 18 exons. Gene Ontology annotation, cellular component: extrinsic component of membrane. Bases 107 to 2164 code for a protein of 685 amino acids. The record is from RefSeq and is a predicted model, not a curated record. Gene Ontology annotation, biological process: protein retention in Golgi apparatus; protein targeting to vacuole.